AGGCUUGCACCCUGAAGAGAAUUCAGAAACAUCCACCAGAAGGGGAUACGUUCAGCACAUCUGAUUCAACAACUUAUUAUGAGGAUGACUUCAGCUGUUCAGAUGAAAGUUCUGGUGAUGAUGAUGAUGACAGUGAACCAAUUCUUGGUUUAUGGUUUGAAGAGACUUUGGCUCCUGAAACCCCUCCAGGAGGCCAGGUAUCUCCAGCAACUGGCGAAGGUACAGAUGGUGCUGGGAAACAGACAUCUGAGAGAAAUGGUUCCAUUGUUCCAGAAAAGGGAGAACCUCAUG
Molecule: messenger RNA, 291 nt
Organism: Gryllus bimaculatus (two-spotted cricket)
Lineage: Eukaryota; Metazoa; Arthropoda; Insecta; Orthoptera; Gryllidae
Source: the annotation of a GenBank genome assembly